GUUAAAAAAGUUAAACAAUUUUCAAUUUUAAUGAAUCACACGUAUCUUGAAUUAUGGUAGUAUUAUGGAACUUUAUUUUGGUUUAUUUAUAACGUGUUAUGCCAAUAUUUAUGUUUUCUCUCAAAAUACUGUGUGCAAUUCAUCGGACAUCUGCAGGUUGUAUGAAUUAAACGGGCAUUACAUUCAAUGGCCGAAUAAAAAAGUGGAAGCAGACUAUACAUACAAUAAACAUUUUAUACCGAAAAAUAUCGUUUUUACCCGGGCUCAAAUUUGCGGCAAUCAAGUGUUCUUCGUUUCACCACGUUACAAAGAAGGCGUCCCGUUCACGUUGGGCCAUAUGUUACUCAACGGUAAAGAUAAGAGUCACAAUUAUGUUCGACCGUUUCCUACGCUGGAGAAGAACGUCGUAGACGACCACAAAGCAAUUGUAAACGCAGUAGAUAUAUACAUGGGCCAGAACGGUAUACUUUGGGUGUUGGACAUAGGAGUGGUGAAUACCUUAGAAGAGAAACCAAAAAAAGAGUGCGAAGCAAAAGUAUUAGGAAUCGAUUAUGGCAAUGGACGCAUAAUACACACGAUAACACUUAGGUCGUUGAUAUGUCGCGUACGUAGUCGAUUACAAUUCUUAGUAGUCGAAUACAUCACCGAUGACAAACCCAUUAUUUACAUCGGAGACGGAGGCACUCGGUCGAUAAUCGUAUGGAACGUCCAAGGUAAAGAAGGGCAUAAAGUGAAAUUGCCAAGUACUUCGGCAAUCACUUGUACAGAUUCUACUGCGGAGGACGUGUUCUAUCUAGUCUUGGUUGAAAAGUCGAAUUCGAGUUACAUAUAUUUUACUUAUUUGUCAAGUGCGGAAUUGUUCAAGGUGCGCACUAAAGACUUGCGGAAACGAAUCAAUCCCAGAUGCAUAGUGAGUGUCGGUCGGAAACCCUGCAAAAUGGUUAUUCUAGGAUCGGCUUACGGGUCGGUGAUAUAUUUCCGCAUCAAAGGGUUGAAACAUUUGUACAGCUGGGACGCGAGGGACGGAUUUCUGGAAGAAAACAUGAUGUGAAAAAGAGUAUUGACUGUCGUACAAUUACGCACAUAGACGUAGAUAAUGAUGGCGUGUUAUGGGAGUUGGAAAGCAACAUUGAAGAC
This is a messenger RNA of Sipha flava (yellow sugarcane aphid), 1137 nucleotides long. RefSeq lists its product as uncharacterized. Lineage: Eukaryota; Metazoa; Arthropoda; Insecta; Hemiptera; Aphididae. Gene Ontology annotation, cellular component: extracellular region. The record is from RefSeq and is a predicted model, not a curated record. The transcript is spliced from 4 exons. The coding region runs from base 65 to 1051 and encodes 328 amino acids.